CAAGCAGAGAAGCCAUUCCGUUGUUACAAAACGUAGAAAGCGUGUAAAUUAGCUUCACAAGCAACUUUACAUUUUAUUUUAAAGUUUAUUUGUGAAGCAAAUACCAAGGCAAUUGAUGACCGUGUGCAUAAACAGUUUACAAUUAUAAUACAUUAAUUGGGAAAAAGGAAGUCAACGUCAUACCGUAUCAGCACUUGCAUACGCAGCGGAAGCAGCAGCAGCACCAGCAGCAACAAUAACAACAACAACAACAACAAUAGCAAGUGUAUAGCAAUAACAAAGGCAAACGGCGCUUUUUUGUGUCUCUGGCGAACAACAAUCAUAACAUUCGGACUGAGAUUUGUUUUUAUAGCGCACACUCUCGUAAACAAGUACACACACAAUCAGCAGAACUGCAAAUCGAAUUAAAAAUGUGUUGACCUCUUUGCGCACACAUACACACGCAAAAUAACAAACACACACGCACACUCAUAACGUUGGAACGCGGUUCUUUGUGGCGCCCGGAGCGUCACUACCUCUCCCGCCCAUCAGUAGACAAACGUGCAAUUGUAAAGCUGUGCAAUGUCGUUCUCUGAUUUCGAUGCCAUCUAUGAGGAUGAGCAGCUGGAUGAUCUGGAGCACUUUCAGGAUCAAACAGUGAUGCCAGUGCCCGAGCCUAUUAUCAUACGCGGUGCUGGCAACAUGACCGUAUUUGGCCUUAGCAAUCGUUUCAACACCGAGUUUCCUUGCGGACUGCUCUCACGCGUUGCGCCGGAGGAAUUCAAAGCGACCAUCAGUCGCAUCAAUGGCAUUUUGAAGAAGACCCUGCCCCUAAAUGUCAAGUGGCUUUUCUGUGGUUGUGUCUGCUGCUGUUGCACGCUUGGCUGCUCCCUUUGGCCCGUUAUAUGUCUAAGCAAACGCACACAAUUAACUCUGGACAAACUGCUGGAGUGGGAGAACAGUCACCUUUAUCAUAAGCUAGGUCUACACUGGCGCCUGCAUAAGCAACAAUGUGAUUCAAAUUCAAUGAUGGAGUAUGUUAUCUUAAUUGAAUUUAUACCCAAGACGCCCAUUUAUCGGCCCGACUAGAGACAUUUGUAGCUAUUGGGUUAUUUGGGUUGGGUUCGGGGGACAGGGAAAUGGGGUCCUAAAUGUAAUUGUAAAAUAAAACACUAGCAGCUAACAAUUAUUUUGCUUUAGGCGUUUACUCUUUGUGCAACACUAACUCACAUAUACACAUUUUAAGCUAGAGAUAGUUUAUAUAUAUGUAUAAAUAUAUAGAUUGUACUUAGUUUAUGUAAAUUUGGAAAGAGAAAAUAUAGCUAGUAAGAAGAAAUCAUUUCUCUGCUAGCUUAGGUCGUUUUUUUUCAUUAUUCUCGUUUUAGUUUUUUAAAAAUGAAAUUUGUUUGAAACUAUUGCAAUAUUAAAUACAUUACUUGUUAAGAACAAUUCACUAAAUUAUACUUUGCUCCUUACUUGCCAGUUUGAAAAUAACUUUUUUAAAUGGGGGAUUUUUAGAUAAGACAAUUUUAUUUAUGCAUUUGUUUUCAUUUACAUAAUAAUUUUACUGUUUGCUAGACACGUAUUGGUUUUCCAGCAUUUUACAGCUUGGAAUUGCUUAUAUAUCACUAUAUAUGUAUACUAUAUAUAUAUAUAAGUGUGUGUUUUAGUUUGAAAUUUCUUAAGCUAUAGCUUAACAGCACAAGCGAUUAUGAUAACUUCCAUUGGAACUAUCAGAACAAUAAAUACAUUUUAAAAUUUUA
Molecule: messenger RNA, 1742 nt
Organism: Drosophila busckii
Lineage: Eukaryota; Metazoa; Arthropoda; Insecta; Diptera; Drosophilidae
Product: cysteine-rich hydrophobic domain-containing protein 2
Exons: 4
Coding region: 562-1068 (168 amino acids)
Source: RefSeq, a predicted model, not a curated record